Microsporum canis CBS 113480 is the source of this 1338-nucleotide messenger RNA. Its product is annotated as TRAF-type zinc finger protein. The transcript is spliced from 4 exons. The record is from RefSeq and is a predicted model, not a curated record. The coding region runs from base 1 to 1338 and encodes 445 amino acids. Lineage: Eukaryota; Fungi; Ascomycota; Eurotiomycetes; Onygenales; Arthrodermataceae.
AUGACGGCGAUUAUGGAGCCUGACACUUGCGACAUCUCCAUAGACCUUAGGUCUCUCGAAGCUGUGUCUGAAUAUAAUACGAAUCUGAUGUGUCUGGUCUGCCAUUGCCCGUUCAUCACACCAACAAGGCUAAGAUGCGACCACAUCUUUUGCCGGUCUUGCCUGGAUGCCUGUAUCAAGUCCUCGAGUGACCUGAAUCAGUUCACUCAACCAAGUGAAUUCCUCUGUCCUACCUGCCGCACACCAACAAACGCGACCUACACGACCGUGCCGCGACUUAUCGUUGCCAUGUGUGAUGAUAUACUGGUAAAGUGUCCAUAUCAUGCCGAGGGCUGCGCCGAGACCAUCCAGCGUGGACACGCGCAAGUUCAUGUGAACAAAUACUGCGAGUACCGUUGGAUGCCUUGUCCGGAUGCGCAGUGUGAUAAAAAGAUACGAAAGAAGGACCUGGGUUCGGAAAGCCGAUGUUUGCAUACUCUUGUUGACUGCGGGCAGUGUGGGGAGUCUGUUAUGGAACUUGAUUUUGAGAAUCGAUAUGUCCUGAUUGUGGGGAGGCAUUCUUCAAAAUCCAUCAUAAAGACCACGAAGAGAAUUGUUCGAAGGCUACUGCACUAUGUAGUGCUUCAAAAUAUGGCUGAGCUCGAGGAGCACGAACAAUCCUGCCCACUAGCCAGGCUAGGACCGUACCUCGAAAAUCAAGCGGCAAAGCUCGAAACCAUGGACUCCACCAUCCGACAGCUGAAACAACAGAAUUCCCUUCUCGAAGACAGCAUUGCUAGCCUGCGGUCUGCACUCGCACAGUCGACUUCUCGCCCUCCAUCAAGAGUGCAAUUGGCUGCAAAUGUUGGGAAUGAAACCACUAGCCUUCCAUUACCCGACCCACACAGGAGCGCUUCUCCAUCGAGAGACGCUCGCUCAACAUCCCCGUCGGCUAACUCCUCAGCUCCCUACCAUAACAAUACAACCACGUACCUCCUUUCAAUCCACGAGGCCCUGCGGGAGGAGGUGCUGCAGCUUACCACAACAGUCGCAGACCUUGAAGCACGUACAAAUAUAUCGAUGAUGAAUGAUAAUCUUCGUGUGAGGGAAGACAUGGCCCAUCUCACCGCCGGACUUAACACGGUCAGGAUGCAGGUCCACCUGCUCAUGAACUCUCGACUACACCACAACCAGAGGACGCCCAUCAACGCUCGUGCUUCUUCAGCUGCCGGCAGCAGUACUAAUGGAGGAAGUGUGGAAGGCCCCUCUGGACAAACCAGGAUUUCCACGACCGCCGGACUCGAGCCACAGAGAGGCCGACGACCAAGCGAUAGUGGCUGGGAAGGGACGAAACUAUGA